AUGGCAGCUAGAUCAACUAUACGACCUCUGCUGCAUGCAGCUCAACCGCGAUUCCUAUUUUCAACAUCCACCCGAUGUCUAUCCAACACCACCCGAAGAACAGACUCUCCUGGUCGAGCCCAGCCUACGGAUAAUGUCAAAACCACACAUUUUGGAUUCGAAACAGUCGCAGAAGCAGAUAAGGAAGCUAGAGUGGCGGGAGUCUUCAGCAAUGUAGCAGCCUCGUACGACACGAUGAACGACUUUAUGUCUCUCGGUAUCCAUCGAUUAUGGAAAGACUAUUUCGUCCGCUCCCUUAACCCAGGCUCAUCCUCCAGUAGCUCCUCUCCCUCCCCUGGCUGGACUAUGCUCGACAUCGCCGGCGGCACGGGCGACAUCGCAUUUCGCCUUCUCGACCACGCCACUCACAUCAACAACUCGCCGCAAUCAACCAUCACCAUCUCGGACAUCAACCCGGCCAUGCUUGCUGAAGGCAAGAAACGCUCCCUGCAGACCGCCUACGCUAACUCCCCACGCCUCUCCUGGCUCGUUGCCAACGCCGAGACCCUUUCAUCCGUGGAAAGUAACAGCAUAGACCUUUACACCGUCGCCUUCGGCAUACGGAAUUUUACUGACAAGGACAAGGCGCUGAGGGAGGCGUAUAGGGUGUUGAAGCCCGGAGGCGUGUUUGCGUGCUUGGAGUUCAGCGGGGUGACGAACCCGGUGUUUGAUGCCGUGUAUAAGAGGUGGAGUUUUGGUGCUAUUCCCUUGAUUGGGCAGUUGGUGGCGGGGGAUAGGGCCAGCUAUCAGUAUUUGGUAGAGAGUAUCGAGAAGUUCCCGAAGCAGGAGGAAUUCAGGGAUAUGAUCAAGAGAGCGGGCUUUGUUGUGCCUGGAAAGGGGUGGGAGGAUCUCACUGGAGGGAUUGCAGCGAUUCACAAGGGGAUCAAGCCGGUUGCGAAGCUGUAA
This is a messenger RNA of Drepanopeziza brunnea f. sp. 'multigermtubi' MB_m1, 945 nucleotides long. RefSeq lists its product as uncharacterized. Lineage: Eukaryota; Fungi; Ascomycota; Leotiomycetes; Helotiales; Drepanopezizaceae. The record is from RefSeq and is a predicted model, not a curated record. Gene Ontology annotation, molecular function: methyltransferase activity. Gene Ontology annotation, biological process: ubiquinone biosynthetic process.